ACCUUUUAAUUGUUGGUAAGCCUCUCAUUCUUCGGGUCCACGAGUCUAUUGAAAUGCUGUCUAACUCCGAGGCAUUGACUGAAGAAGGAAACAUGCAUUGAAAUCGAAGUUCAGAUCUGCUUCAGUCUAAGAGAAGAAAAGAUGGUCGGACCAACAAGGCCUCAGUUCGUGCUGUUUGGUUCUUCCAUCGUUCAGCUCAGUUUUUCUCUCCAAGGGUGGGGAGCUAUUCUUUCUCACUUGUAUGCUCGUAAGGCAGAUAUAGUUCUGCGAGGAUACUCUGGUUGGAAUUCAAGGCGUGCUCUGCAAGUUUUGGAUGAAAUUUUCCCCAAGAAUGCCACUGAGCAACCAUCGUUGAUAAUUGUGUACUUUGGUGGUAAUGAUUCUCUUCUUCCACAUCCAAGUGGCCUUGGUCAACAUGUACCUCUCCAAGAAUACAUUGAAAAUAUGAGAAAGAUUGCGAUCCAUUUGAAGAGCCUUUCCAAGAAGACUCGCGUUAUAUUUCUCACUGCUCCUCCGGUCAAUGAAGAACAAAUUUAUGGAAACAGACUUUUAACCAGGGUUCUACCAGGGCAACGAUUAAGAACAAACGAAUCCUGUCGAAUAUAUUCAGAAGCAUGCUUGGAGCUGUGCCGCGAGAUGGAUAUCAAGGCAAUUGAUCUGUGGUCUGCAAUCCAGAAAAGGGAUGGCUGGAGAGAUGUAUGCUUUACGGAUGGAAUCCAUCUGACGUCUGAGGGGAGCAAGAUAGUGGUAAAAGAGAUAUUGAAGGUCCUCAAAGAAGCAGAAUGGGAACCUAGCCUGUACUGGAAGUUAAUGCCAACUGAAUAUGGAGAAGAUUCACCUUAUGAUCCACUUGGCCCGGAUGGAAAGACAACUAUAAAUGUCUCCAACUCGACCUUCCUGGAAACUAAUGAAUGGGACUAGAUUUAUGUGUAUUUGAAAACUAUGGACAUGCCCCCAAUUAUUUGAAUCCUUAGGUAACUAUCACAAAAUAACAGGAAUUUGGAGGCGUGCCUAAAGAAAAAUAUGGUGCUCUUUAGUUCAUAUAUCUGUAUCACUUCUCACUGGUUUUUCACUAUGCGAGUCAUAUGAACUAGUUACUAUAAUUGCAUUUUGAUUGAG
This is a messenger RNA of Abrus precatorius (Indian licorice), 1119 nucleotides long. RefSeq names its product GDSL esterase/lipase CPRD49-like. Gene Ontology annotation, molecular function: hydrolase activity, acting on ester bonds. NCBI's taxonomy places the organism in Eukaryota, Viridiplantae, Streptophyta, Magnoliopsida, Fabales, Fabaceae. The coding region runs from base 142 to 921 and encodes 259 amino acids. The record is from RefSeq and is a predicted model, not a curated record. The transcript has 6 exons.